This is a messenger RNA of Rhinolophus ferrumequinum (greater horseshoe bat), 6667 nucleotides long. It is a transcript of the gene POGZ, whose product is annotated as pogo transposable element derived with ZNF domain. Gene Ontology annotation, molecular function: DNA-binding transcription factor activity, RNA polymerase II-specific; RNA polymerase II cis-regulatory region sequence-specific DNA binding. Lineage: Eukaryota; Metazoa; Chordata; Mammalia; Chiroptera; Rhinolophidae. The transcript is spliced from 19 exons. Gene Ontology annotation, biological process: regulation of DNA-templated transcription. The record is from RefSeq and is a predicted model, not a curated record. The coding region runs from base 341 to 4579 and encodes 1412 amino acids.
CUCCGCGGGGCGAGAGGGUCGGUGGGGGGAGUCGGCGUCUCUCUCCCCCGCGCCAGCUCCCGUACACGGAGCCGCAUUCCUUGGCCCCCCCACCCCCCUCCCUCGGGGCCCCCCGCCCCCCUCGGGAAAAAAAAACCACCUCAAAUCACUCGAACCCGAGGGAGGUUUCCUUGCACCCUCAGGGAGACGAGCUUUGAACGGUCCCCUCUUUCCCUUCUUCCCCCCAAACCCCCGUUCCCUCCCCUGCUCCCACCCCCUUCUCCCGGCGCCGGGUGUAGGUCCCUUUAAGGCGACGGCGCCUUCCUCGGGUCAGACUACCGGCGGCGACGACCACGGGAGCAUGGCGGACACCGACCUGUUUAUGGAAUGUGAGGAGGAGGAGCUGGAGCCAUGGCAGAAGAUCAGUGAUGUCAUUGAGGAUUCUGUAGUAGAAGAUUAUAAUUCCGUGGAUAAAACUACUACAGUUUCUGUGAGCCAGCAGCCAGUCUCGGCUCCAGUACCCAUCGCUGCCCAUGCCUCUGUGGCCGGGCACCUCUCUACGUCCACCACCGUUAGUAGCAGCGGGGCACAGAACAGCGACAGUACAAAGAAGACUCUUGUCACACUAAUUGCCAACAACAAUGCUGGCAAUUCUUUGGUCCAACAAGGCGGCCAGCCGCUCAUCCUCACCCAGAAUCCAGCCCCGGGUCUGGGCACCAUGGUUAGUCAGCCAGUACUGAGGCCUGUCCAGGUCAUGCAGAAUGCCAAUCAUGUGACUAGUGCCCCUGUGGCCUCACAGCCCAUAUUCAUCACGACACAGGGAUUUCCUGUAAGAAAUGUCCGGCCUGUGCAAAAUGCAAUGAAUCAGGUUGGGAUUGUGCUGAACGUACAGCAAGGCCAAACGGUUAGACCAAUUACACUAGUCCCAGCCCCAGGUACCCAGUUUGUUAAACCGACAGUUGGAGUCCCCCAGGUGUUCUCUCAGAUGACCCCAGUGAGGCCAGGCUCCACCAUGCCCGUGAGGCCCACCACCAACACCUUCACCACCGUCAUCCCAGCCACUCUCACCAUUCGAAGCACCGUCCCACAGUCCCAAUCCCAGCAGACCAAGUCCACUCCCAGUACUUCCACCACUCCCACCGCCACACAGCCGACCUCCUUGGGGCAGCUAGCCGUUCAGCCUCCAGGCCAGUCCAACCAGACCCCGAAUCCCAAGCUAGCUCCCUCCUUUCCCUCUCCACCUGCAGUGAGCAUUACCAGCUUUGUCACUGUGAAGCGACCUGGGGUUACAGGUGAAAAUAGCAAUGAAGUGGCCAAACUGGUGAAUACCCUUAACACCAUCCCUUCCCUGGGCCAGAGUCCCGGGCCGAUGGUGGUAUCCAACAACAGCUCUGCCCAUGGCUCUCAGAGAACCAGCGGACCUGAGUCUUCAGUGAAAGUGACCUCUUCCGUCCCCGUGUUUGACCUCCAAGAUGGUGGACGGAAAAUAUGUCCACGGUGUAACGCUCAAUUCCGUGUAACCGAAGCUUUGAGAGGUCACAUGUGUUACUGCUGCCCGGAAAUGGUCGAAUACAAGAAGAAAGGAAAGUCGCUGGAUUCUGAACCCAGUGUCCCGUCAGCAGCAAAGCCCCCGUCCCCUGAGAAAACAGCUCCUGUGGCUUCCACACCCUCUUCUACACCAAUUCCUGCGCUGUCACCACCCACAAAAGUCCCAGAGCCAAAUGAGAAUGUGGGUGACGCUGUCCAGACCAAGCUCAUCAUGCUAGUGGAUGACUUCUACUAUGGACGGGAUGGUGGCAAAGUAGCCCAACUCACCAACUUCCCUAAGGUCGCCACGUCUUUCCGAUGCCCACAUUGUACCAAAAGGCUAAAGAACAACAUUCGGUUCAUGAACCAUAUGAAGCACCACGUAGAACUCGAUCAGCAGAAUGGGGAGGUGGAUGGUCACACUAUCUGCCAGCACUGUUAUCGCCAGUUUUCCACUCCCUUCCAGCUCCAGUGCCACUUGGAAAAUGUCCAUAGUCCCUAUGAAUCAACUACCAAGUGCAAGAUCUGUGAGUGGGCGUUCGAGAGUGAGCCGCUGUUUCUCCAGCAUAUGAAGGACACUCAUAAGCCUGGAGAGAUGCCUUACGUUUGCCAGGUGUGUCAGUACCGCUCGUCACUCUACUCUGAGGUAGAUGUCCAUUUCCGGAUGAUCCACGAGGACACGCGGCACCUGCUCUGCCCCUAUUGCCUGAAGGUCUUCAAAAACGGCAAUGCCUUCCAGCAGCAUUACAUGAGGCACCAGAAGAGGAACGUUUAUCACUGCAACAAAUGCCGGCUGCAGUUUCUCUUCGCCAAGGACAAAAUUGAACACAAGCUUCAGCACCAUAAAACCUUCCGUAAACCCAAACAGCUGGAAGGUUUGAAACCAGGCACCAAGGUGACAAUCCGGGCUUCCCGAGGGCAGCCACGAACUGUCCCCGUCUCCUCCAGUGAUGCACCUGCCAGUGCCUUGCAGGAGGCAGGACCGCUGAGCUCAACAGACCCUCUGCCCGUCUUCCUCUACCCCCCUGUCCAGCGCAGCAUCCAGAAGAGAGCCGUCCGGAAAAUGAGUGUCAUGGGCCGGCAGACGUGUCUGGAGUGCAGCUUUGAGAUCCCGGAUUUCCCGAAUCAUUUCCCAACUUACGUUCACUGCUCUCUGUGUCGCUAUAGCACGUGCUGCUCUCGAGCGUAUGCCAACCACAUGAUCAACAAUCAUGUUCCACGGAAGAGCCCCAAGUAUUUGGCUUUGUUUAAAAAUUCUGUGAGUGGAAUCAAGCUGGCCUGCACUUCCUGUACCUUUGUUACCUCUGUGGGAGAUGCCAUGGCCAAGCAUUUGGUAUUCAACCCCUCGCACAGAUCCAGCAGCAUCCUGCCGCGGGGACUGACUUGGAUAUCUCACUCAAGGCAUGGCCAGAUGCGGGACCGAGUGCAUGACCGGAACUUGAAGAAUGUGUACCCUCCCCCUUCCCUCCCCUCUAACAAAGCUGCCACUGUGAAGUCUGCGGGGGCCGCCCCAGCUGAUCCUGCAGAGCUGCCGCCUCCCGUGGCCCAGGCACUCCCGUCACCAGCUUCCACCGCCACCCCUCCGCCAACCUCCAGCCACCCCCAGCCCUCAGCCCUUCCGCCCUUGGCUGCAGAGGGGGCCGAAUGUCUGAAUGUGGAUGAGCAGGACGAAGGGAGCCCAGCCACCCAGGAUCCUGAGCCCGCCUCGGGGGGCGGGAACAGCGGUGGGAUUGGCAAGAAGGAGCAGCUGUCGGUGAAGAAGCUCCGCGCGGUCCUGUUCGCCCUGUGCUGUAACACCGAGCAGGCGGCCGAACACUUCCGGAACCCGCAGCGGCGCAUCCGCCGUUGGCUCCGGCGCUUCCAGGCCUCCCAGGGGGAGAACCUAGAGGGCAAAUACCUGAGCUUCGAGGCAGAAGAGAAACUGGCUGAGUGGGUGCUGACCCAGCGAGAACAGCAGCUGCCCGUGAAUGAGGAGACCUUGUUCCAGAAGGCCACCAAAAUAGGACGUUCUCUGGAGGGGGGGUUUAAGAUCUCCUACGAGUGGGCCGUGCGCUUCAUGCUGCGGCACCACCUGACCCCCCACGCGCGGCGCGCCGUGGCGCACACGCUGCCGAAGGAUGUGGCGGAGAGUGCGGGACUCUUCAUUGAGUUCGUCCAGCGGCAGAUCCACAACCAGGACCUCCCCUUGGCUAUGAUCGUGGCCAUUGAUGAGAUCUCCUUGUUCCUGGAUACAGAGGUGCUGAGCAGCGACGACCGCAAGGAGAACGCCCUGCAGACGGUGGGCACUGGGGAGCCGUGGUGUGACGUGGUGCUGGCCAUCCUGGCCGACGGCACGGUCCUCCCCACCCUGGUUUGCUACCGCGGACACGUGGACCGGCCUGCUGACAUGCCGGACUCCAUCUUGCUGGAGGCCAAGGAGAGCGGCUACAGUGACGACGAGAUCAUGGAGCUGUGGGCCACCCGCGUGUGGCGGAAGCACACGGCCUGCCAGCGCAGCAAAGGCAUGCUGGUCAUGGACUGCCACCGCAGCCACCUGUCGGAGGAGGUGCUGGCUUUGCUCAGUGCCUCCAGCACUCUCCCCGCCGUGGUCCCAGCAGGCUGCAGCUCCAAAAUCCAGCCCUUAGAUGUGUGCAUCAAACGAACGGUCAAGAACUUCCUGCACAAAAAGUGGAAGGAGCAGGCCCGGGAAAUGGCGGAUAGUGCGUGUGAUUCUGGUGUCCUGCUGCAGCUGGUGCUGGCCUGGCUGGCCGAGGUGCUGGCCGUCAUUGGGGACUGUCCCGAGCUGGUGCAGCGGUCCUUCCUGGUGGCCAGCGUGCUGCCUGGCCCUGAUGGCAACAUGAACUCCCCCACAAGAAAUGCUGACAUGCAGGAGGAGCUAAUCGCCUCCCUGGAGGAGCAGCUGAAGCUGAGUGGGGAACAUUCUGAGGAGCCCUCGGCUUCCACUCCCCGGCCCAGGUCAUCUCCUGAAGAGACAGUUGAGCCUGAGAGCCUUCACCAGCUCUUUGAGGGUGAAAGCGAGACCGAGUCUUUCUACGGCUUUGAAGAAGCUGACCUAGAUCUGAUGGAGAUUUGAGUGUGGGGGUCCAGAGGGGGUGUGGAGUGGGGGUGGGAACGUGUGAGGGAGGGGUGAGGGGUUUAGGGAAAAGGGGGUAUACCAGGUGGGGUAUUUGGUUUAUAUUUUUUAAUUUUAUGCCACCGCUGCCCCUGAUGUUGACUUAUACUUCCCCUGUGGAUUUGUGGAUUAUUAGGAAAACCAAUAGUGAUCACGUCUGAGCCGAGGAGCUGGCCCAUUGGUCAUUCACUUAUGCUAAAAACAGGUUUUUGUGACUUUUUUUAAAAAUUGAAAUCACUGUGUUUGGUAUUUUUCUGACAAAAUCAAGAAAAGGAAAAAAAAAAACUUCGUGGGUGAAUGAUAAAUUUUUUUGUUUCCCCUUUUACCUCAAUUGUAUCAUAGUACAUCUGGGUUUGUUAGUUUGUUUUACUGUGUGGCCAACGGCGGCAUGACGCUAUCCAACCAUUGUCAAUGUGAGAACAUUUCUGAAGAUGGGAAAGAUAAAAUUAUGUAGCUCACAAACUGGUUUAUUAUAUAUGGAUAAAAAACUUUUUUCAUUGUGGUCUUAACACUUUUAUAUAAAAACGAAAAUGGAAAAAAAAAUCCCACUGAACUCUCUCUUCCUUCUCCUUUCUUACCUUCCCUCUCCAGAGAUGUUGGUUUUUACAGCAACUCUAGAUAUAAAAUUGUGGCUUUAAAAAUGCAUGAAACCACCUUGAGUCAUCCAGAAUGAUGAAUAGAUUCUGUUCCCUCACCACCCACCCUCCAACAAAAACACAACAAAAUCAGUAUCCUUUGCACUUGCCAUCCUUGGCCCCUUCGCCCAUUCUCACACCAUCACCCUGGACAAAGCCUCAUACACGAGUCAUUAGCAAGCAAGAGGUACUGAGGUGACCACACGAGUGUUAGGGUGGGAACUGUGCCCAGUGUGGGGUCUUCAUCCUGCAGACCCCCCAGGGGCAGUCCCCGCCUUGUUGGAACUUCCAUCUGUUGAGUGGACAGCGUGCCUGUUCAAGAGACCACAUGUCCUACAGCCAGGAGGAGCUAAUUGUGCAAGAACUUAAGUGUUGAACUUGAAAGACAGACCACUUGUUGAAAUCCUGCUUUUACCCUGUGGCUUUUCCGUUUCUCUUAAUGCUUAGAGAAGAAUCUGACCUGAAGAAGAAACAUACCGGGGUGUGCACAAAGAAAAAGACAGGAAUUUUAUUUUUCACUGCCAGCUUCAAGGAAAAAAAUUUUUUCUACAGUUUGCAUGAGGGAUUUUUUUAAAAAUUGUAUGUACUCAUGGUUAUAAACUAAAAUGUACUAUAACAUAGAGGAAAGGAACAAAAACCAAGUCCACUUUUCCCACAGCUACACCAUUCUUCUGUCCAUCCUGAGGCUUUCGGCAGCGUUGCCUCCUGUGAGCCGAGGAGACAACCUGCAGGCUUGUAAAUGGUUCGUCUUUAGAAUGUACAUAAGUGGAACAUUUAAUAAAAUGAGGGGAUAUGGGUUUAUAAACGAUGUGUUUUGUUUCUUUUUAUUUUCUAGGUAACCCUAUUUUAAUAGGCUUUCACAGACUGGCAAAUGUUCAAGAUGUGAUGGGCCUGGAGGUACAGGUGUGAUGUUUGUUACCACCCGUUUCUUCUCACCCCCAUUUUUUGGUUUGUUUUUUAACCCCCAGAACACUAUAAUAUAGUGAACUGGACUGACCCCUCCCAUAAACAGCUUGGCCAGCUCUGUACAUCUGAAAACUGAACUGAGGAUCUUUCUGGGUUUCCCUUCCCCAGCUUUUCGCCUGAUGCCACUGACAGAAUAUGGACUUUCAAGUCAACCCUUUGCCUUUCACAAAGAUCAAGAACUAUGGUCAACUCCGUCUACAGCGACCUAAUCCUCCCCUCUGGUAGUCUCUGCAGCAGCCCCAGCAUUAGAGCUGGGUUCCUGGCCUCUGCACACUAGGACUUCUCAAUGGGUAAUUUUUUUAAGACCAUAAUACCAACAGUGGGUCAGCUGGGUUUUGGCCAGGAAGUUACCUUUGUGGAUUCCGCCUGCAUGGCUUAGUAAUAGAAGGAAGUUUUUUUUGUUUUUUUUUAUAAUUCAGUUUAAUCAAUAAACAAGUAUUUAUUGACU